AUGGACAAACGGCUCCUGCUGAGCCUGGCCGCUCUGCUCUGCCUCAUGGGGGCGGCAGCGGCUCUGAAGUGUACGACCUGCAGCAUCGUGGCCUCAAAUGGCCACUGCCAAAUGGGCCAAGGCACCUGCGUGGCUGGGCCAGGAGAAUCCUGCUUGAAAUACAGAGUUUACCUAGGGGACACGCUCCAGUUUGGGGGGAUGAGUUGUGAAAAGAACUGCAAAGCCAAGAAGUACAUGAAGCUUGGAAAGAAAUACAUCUACACCUGCUGCAGCAACAAAGACCACUGCAACAAGUAAGGGCCGAGCCCCCGUGCCCCGCUGGCCUGCCCAGCCAGCUCCCGGCUGGGGACUCACACCUCAUAAUCAGACCCCCAGGCCCCU
Molecule: messenger RNA, 381 nt
Organism: Tachyglossus aculeatus (Australian echidna)
Lineage: Eukaryota; Metazoa; Chordata; Mammalia; Monotremata; Tachyglossidae
Gene: PATE3
Product: prostate and testis expressed 3
Exons: 3
Coding region: 1-297 (98 amino acids)
Source: RefSeq, a predicted model, not a curated record